GUAAUGAUAUCCCUUUUGAUGUCAAUUCAGUAAGGUUUACUUGGAGCAAUGUAUGAUGUUCAGGUAAAGCACUCAUACUCGGCACAUAAAACUGAUGAACUAAUUCAGUCAUAUUUUUAAGGAUAUUAGGCAAUUAAAAUUCCUGGUUAAUUAAAAGAUGAAGCAUUACAAAGAGGGUGUGUUAUGUCAGAUGGAGGUGAACUCAUUGGGUGGCCUUUGAUCUUUUAAUUGUUUUGUUCUUCACUACCUUCUGGCCAGUGGUUUAAACAGUGUGAAGACCAGCCAACAGUGAAAUAAAGGAAAGGUCUUAGAUAAUGCUAGGGCAUGCAACAUACAUAAGAGAAAUAUAACAAUAUGCUUUAUUUUGUCUCUUAUGUAGGCGUUUAUAAGAAGAUUAUUACCAGCAUAAUGGAAAACAGCAGGAGUUGUAUUGCUUUGUACUGGCAUAUUAAUAUGUUUCAUUAUUGUGUCUAUGGCAACUGGCAUUUCUACCAACUCCUCCACUACAUUUUUCUCUGCAGUCUUUUGCCAGGUUUUUAAAUUAUUUAUACGAGUAACAUGUAUUACCUUCUGGGAACUUUUUUUUUUUUUUUUACUCGUUCUUUGUCCAUUGCUGCUAUGUUUUCAUCCUAGAUUAUCGUUCAAAAAGAAAGCCUCGUCAUUACCUGUGCCCCUUUUGGACUAUUCAUUAUCUUCUAUUCAUCCCCCUUUCUUAGUUAAAUCUGUGUAGCUGUGUAACACUCCCCAUUCCAUUUGUUAUACGGUGACUAACAUUGUCUUCUGUGUGGGUUUAAAUAGAUUGACCCUAGAGCUACGCAGAACGCUGUGACACAUAGGGACAAGAAAUAAGAUUGCACAUGCGCGGCCGCACCCACCGUCCUCACGCAUGCAGUGGAAAUGUAAUGCAUAGUGGCACACCAACAGAUAGCGUCAAAUGAUAUUGUUAUAAAGUCGCAAAAUAAGACGUGUCUCUACACCCCACUCCUCCAUGCAUACCAAGACAUUGAAUUACUUUGACACACAGCUGGAGAGAGAUAGCAGUGACACGCUUGUGCAACAUUAUGUUAUGUGUAUGUUUUGAGGUGGUACGUGAAAGCGAAUGAAAUGUUCUCAUUUCAAUCACGAUUCUGUAUUACAGUAGGCUACACCGCUGCAUUAAAUAUUCAGUGUAUGUUUAAUGCGAGUAUAAACUUACGCAGUGGAGAUCUAAAUACUAAUUAAAUAAACUAGCUCAUGUUACCGCCUGCAAUAAUGUGCAUGAUAAUCGGUGGGAAUAAUUAUUAAGUCAAUUAAAAGUAGGCUAGAUAUUAAGUGGAAAUUGUGUAAAACCAAGUGUGGAGGCGGGGAAGGGAGGGCGGAGACAGUUGUUUAUAUUCGUGUGGCUGUAAAUCGUCAACUCGUCUAGUGAGCUAGGAGCAAGAUUCACUAUUUCAACCUAGUUGCACUACUAGGUAACAGCAUUAGAUAAAUACGUGAAUAGAUAUAUGUUCUGAUUUGAUUUGUCCAAUAAGGCCGAGGAUCAAGGAAAGGAGUGCACAACAUAUUUAAAGUGAAUCUCCUUAUGUGAUUUUAAAAGGAGGACAAAAAUAAGAAGGUAGGCUAGAUUAUGAAAUAAGAACAAGUUAUUUCAAAGAAAGCAAAAGCUACAGAAACACAGGCGAUAACAUAGCAUAAAGGGACAACGCGCGCAGCAGAGUGGUGACCUGGCCAGAGCGCGAUGUUUGGGAUGAUAAAGAAUACAAUUUUCGGGAACACCGAAGAAACGGACUACAAAUUGCUCAGCAGCGAGACCAAGGAGGGGGUCAGCUAUGAGGUGCGGAGGUACGAUGGUGCAAAGUAUGCCUCAGUGAGCUCAGAGGGGCGGACCUUUGACCAGGUGACGGGGGAGCUAGUGAGGAAGCUGCUCGUGUACAUUGGGGGAAGCAACGACCAAGGGGAGGCAAUGGGGACGACAGCACCGGUUAUCAUCACAGUAUAUCCCAGGGACGAUGGUGUGAUGUCACGCCGUUUGGUGGUUAGCCUCAGGAUUCCCACCAACUACCAAGUCAGUCCCCCUGUGCCCAUCGACAGUGCCAUCAGAAUCGAGGAUCGACCCGGCAUGACUGUCUACUCACUGCAGUUUGGAGGCUUCGCAGGGGAGACUGAGUACCGAGCAGAGGCCUCUCGCCUAACCAAAACUCUUGGUGAGACUGCCCCCUUUCAGCGGAAACAGUACUUCUGCUGCACCUACGACCCGCCCAUGAAACCCUACGGCCGACGCAACGAGGUGUGGUUCCUACAGGAGGAGCCAUAAGGGAAGCAUUAACACUGACUCUUAAUAAUAAACUAUAGUCACUUCCUCUACUUCAUCUUCACUGAUCACUCCACAUCUUGAUCUUCAUCCCCAAAAAAUAGGAUAUGUAAAAAUAAUAUGGCAACAACAGGGGAUUUGUUUUCAAAUCAGUGCAAAUGAAGGAGAGGUGAUGCAAAGAAGAGUAUUAGACUAUUGAAAGGUCAUAAAGGGGAAGGAUGGGCAGCGGGCUACAUAGUUACUGGUCCAAAGUAGUGCAACAGUACUGUACCAUUAUCAGUAACUGGAUAUUAAGUGGCCUAGGGGUAGGAGAAGAUAACCACAAAGUACUGCUGUGUGUUAUAGGUGGUACAUCAUUAACUCAAGUUCUUAUUUUGUACACCCAGGGGUUGACACUCCCCUUAAAACAUGCAUCAUAGUGCUUGGAAGAAAAGCACAUUAAAUCAGGCUGUACACAUAUAUGCUUCACUUCACACACCAUAAAAACAAAAUGACAGUUAAGUAUUCAAUAAGUAAUUAAAUUAAGUUUUAAAAAGCACAAUUCCUUUUCCCAAGGGAGGGAAUUGGAAAUAAACUAGGAAUUGAGCCAUAGAGUAGUGAUAGUCAAAUGUUUUCCUUAGGAGAAGGAGAAAUAUAUUAGUCAUUCCUUAAGUGUUAUCAUUUGAGAUGUCUAAUCCUUCUGUGAUGACAUGAAAACUUUUCAAGACAGCAGUUGUGUGUAGUGAAUGUUUUGGUGUGCUUGUAUUUGGAGUCUUUGAAUUGUAAUGUUACUUAUUAUGAUUCUUGAAACUGUAUUUUAAAAUACCUCUGUAUGGUGUGUGAUUUUCUGUGAAAAUAUGGAGUGACGAUAUCAUCAGGAUUUGCUAGCAUUUCAUUUCACAUUUAUUCAAGAUAUUACUAAUACGAUUUUUUGUGCAAUACUGACAUUCUUUUUUUAGUUCUAUACAAAAGAAUGCUUAAAAUACUGGUACACCACUGUUUUGGAUAGGUUUUACAUAAACAUUUAUUUAUUAUUAGAUUUUGAAUCAAUAUUAAGAACUCAAAAUAAGAAUAUGGUUUACAAACAAGAUAUUUCACAGACAUUUGAUAAAUUUAAGCAGAUAAUUAAAACCAACCAAACCUAUAACCUAAAACUAGUACAACAUGUCUUCUAUGCACUCUGAGAAAAUAGCAAUUAUAUGGUCUGUUAGUCACUACAACCCAGUUUAAACAGGAAUAAAUUAGUGGUUUUCACAGGUUAAUUCGUCACAACUGCAAGAAAGCACUGUGUAGCAGGCUAGCGGCUAAAUAAAUACAUGGCCUAGUAACCCCACACUUGUGUAAUUGCACAGAGAGUAGGGUUUUGGUUUCAGCCGGGCUUUGCAUUCAUCAAUACAAUAUACAGGAUUCGACUAGGGCAUGGGUUAUUCAUGUGACCAGUUAUCCUCUCUAGGCUCAACAAGUUAUUUGUGAGAUCUAGGAACAUUGCACAUUACCAAUAAUCUCACAUACGUAGCGGUACAUGUCAGUACUCCAUCCAAUUGCCAUAUUCAAACAACAUGCACUUCCUUCCUUCAAUAAAAAGCCAGAAAUAAUCUAGAAA
Messenger RNA from Salvelinus fontinalis (brook trout), 3872 nucleotides. Its product is annotated as heme-binding protein 1-like. NCBI's taxonomy places the organism in Eukaryota, Metazoa, Chordata, Actinopteri, Salmoniformes, Salmonidae. The record is from RefSeq and is a predicted model, not a curated record. The transcript is spliced from 4 exons. The coding region runs from base 1718 to 2293 and encodes 191 amino acids.